Molecule: messenger RNA, 659 nt
Organism: Elephantulus edwardii (Cape elephant shrew)
Lineage: Eukaryota; Metazoa; Chordata; Mammalia; Macroscelidea; Macroscelididae
Product: NADH dehydrogenase [ubiquinone] iron-sulfur protein 4, mitochondrial-like
Exons: 5
Coding region: 17-544 (175 amino acids)
Biological process (GO): electron transport chain
Source: RefSeq, a predicted model, not a curated record
GUUUCCCUGCAGCAAGAUGGCGGUAGCCUCAAUGUCAGUGGCGCUGAAGCAAGCUCUGUGGGGGAGAAGGGCAGCCACAGUAGCGGCUAUUUCCGUGUCCAGGGUUCCAAGCAGGUUGUCCAGUACUUCUACAUGGAGAUUGGCACAGGACCAAACUCGAGAUACACAGCUCCUCACAGUUGAUGAAAAACUGGAUAUCACUACUCUAACAGGAGUUCCAGAAGAGCAUAUCAAAACUAGAAAAGUCAGAAUAUUUGUUCCUGCUCGCAAUAACAUGCAGUCUGGAGUAAACAACACAAAGAAAUGGAAGCUGGAGUUUGAUACCAGGGAGCGAUGGGAAAAUCCUUUGAUGGGUUGGGCAUCAACGGCGGAUCCUUUGUCCAACUUGGUUCUAACCUUCAGCACUAAAGAAGAUGCAGUUGCCUUUGCAGAAAAAAAUGGAUGGAGCUAUGACAUUGAAGAAAGAAAGGUUCCAAAACCGAAGUCCAAGUCGUAUGGUGCAAACUUUUCUUGGAACAAAAGAACAAGGGUAUCCACAAAAUAGAUUGGCACUGACUAUAUCUCUGUACUUGACUGUGAAUAAGGUCAGCUGUGUGGUAUUUAUAGUCCGUGUAUAAUGCAUCUCUUAAUCUCCUAAUAAAUUUGGACUUUAAACUACA